Messenger RNA from Emericellopsis atlantica, 1708 nucleotides. Its product is annotated as acyl-CoA dehydrogenase. Gene Ontology annotation, molecular function: flavin adenine dinucleotide binding; acyl-CoA dehydrogenase activity. Gene Ontology annotation, cellular component: mitochondrion. Lineage: Eukaryota; Fungi; Ascomycota; Sordariomycetes; Hypocreales; Bionectriaceae. The transcript has 2 exons. Bases 283 to 1629 code for a protein of 448 amino acids. The record is from RefSeq and is a predicted model, not a curated record.
ACUGCUAGUCCGCCGCCCCGCGAAGUCGGCAGCCAGGCAGCUGGGGAUGAUGGUUACCCUCGGCUGAAGCGCUGGAGGGUCCAUUCUUCCACCUCUCCAGCCGGGGCUCCAUCGAUCUGCCUGACCUCUGCGUACGCCGAUGAAUCGUCGAUAUUUCUCUUGCGUGGUUGUACCUCUCCUUCCUUUAUUUGUCCCCGUGAGAUUCAUUCUGCCAAUCUUGUAAUCAGUGUAGACGCCUGUCUAUUCCACCAUUGGCUUAGAGCAACAGACGCCCUCCUCACAAUGUCGUCUUCACUUACACGAGCCAUGAGGCCAGCCGUCCGCGGCACACGCGCUCUCGUGUCCAAGACCACAACCAGCACCGCCUCCGCGACUCUGCGAUCGAGCGUCGCCAGACCAGCGGCCGCGCGUGCCUUCACGACCACGUCCGUCCGCGCCCACGCCCAGCCCGUGGACAUCUCCGACCUCACGCCCACGCCCAUCACCCACCUCUCCGAGACCGAGGCCGCCAUGGCGGACGCCGUCUCCAAGUUCGCCAACGAGGUUGUCCUCCCCAAGGCGCGCGACAUGGACGAGGCCGAGUCGAUGGACCCGGCCAUUGUCAAGGCGCUCUUUGAGCAGGGCCUCAUGGGCAUCGAAAUCCCCGAGGAGUUUGGCGGCGCGGGCAUGAACUUCACGUCGGCCAUUGUGGGCAUCGAGGAGCUGGCGCGCGUCGACCCCAGCGUGAGCGUCAUGGUCGACGUGCACAACACCCUCUGCAACACGGCCCUGCUCAACUACGGCAGCGACCACCUCAAGCAAAAGUGGCUGCCCCGGCUCGCCACCGACACGGUCGCCUCCUUCUGCCUGUCGGAGCCGGCCUCGGGCUCGGACGCGUUCGCCAUGCAGACCAAGGCCACCGAGACGGCCGACGGCUUCUCCAUCACCGGCGGCAAGAUGUGGAUCACAAACUCCAUGGAGGCCGACUUCUUCAUCGUCUUUGCCAACCUCGACCCCAGCAAGGGCUACCGCGGCAUCACCGCCUUUGUCGUCGAAAAGGGCACCCCUGGCUUCGAGAUUGCCAAGAAGGAGAAGAAGCUCGGCAUCAAGGCCUCGUCCACGUGCGUCAUCACCUUUGACGACGUCAAGAUCCCCAAGGAGAACCUGCUCGGCGAGCGCGGCCACGGCUACAAGUACGCCAUCUCCCUCCUCAACGAGGGCCGCAUCGGCAUCGCCGCGCAGAUGACCGGCCUCGCGUGGGGCGCCUUUGACAACGCCGCCAAGUACGUCUGGAACGACCGCAAGCAGUUUGGCAGCCUCAUUGGCGAGUUUCAGGGCAUGCAGCACCAGCUCGCCCAGGCCUGGACCGAGAUCGCCGCCGCCCGCGCCCUCGUGUACAACGCCGCCCGCAAGAAGGAGGCCGGCGAGGACUUUGUCAAGGACGCCGCCAUGGCCAAGCUCUACGCGUCGCAGGUCGCGCAAAAGGUCAGCGGGCAGGCCAUUGAGUGGAUGGGCGGCAUGGGCUUUGUGCGCGAGGGUCUCGCCGAGAAGUUCUGGCGCGACAGCAAGAUUGGCGCCAUCUACGAGGGCACCAGCAACAUCCAGUUGAAUACCAUCGCCAAGUUGUUGCAGAAGGAGUACACUCAAUAACGGAACGACGUCUAUGAACAUGGAGUUGGGGCAUAUCACGGGCGUAGAAUAGCAUGAAUACACUAUUAGACAACCUACA